GAACCCCCGGACCCCCCUUUCUUUCAACUUCCCAGUAAAGCGCAUCUGCGUAAGCAUCACACAGCUCAGGCUGGAGAUAUAAUAACUGAUAGAUACCGGGGGAGACCCCCGGACCCCCCGUGAGCGGAGAACCCGUUAUCACCACGUGACACAAAUCCCUCAAAACAUCCCAGCCUACCAGGUAUCGGCCUCAUCUACAAACCCACCCCUCCCAAACCCAAAGCCUGGAAUAUCCCCCCCCAGUAAACCCAGAAAAUGGCCCCAUGGCGCCCCCCGAACCCGUCGCCCCCGAGUUCUACCCAGCCUACUGCUUCAAAGCCUCCCCGACCCACUUCACCUGGGUAAAGAUGGCCGUCGCCGACGUGCUGCAGUUGACCCGCCGGGCCGAGUAUCCAGAAGGAAUAUUCUUCCACCAAAACCACCCCAUCCACUUCAUCGCCGUGGCGGGCCUCAUCACCGCGCGCACCGAGUACCCGCGCGUGACCGUGCUCACCCUCGACGACAGCAGCGGCGCCGUCCUCGACGUCGUCGUGCAGAAAGCCGAUGCGGCCGCGGUAGGACCAGCACCAGCGCCAGCGCCAGCACCAGCAGCACCAAUAGCUCCGGCUACAGCCCCAGCGGAAGCGUCCGGCCCAGCAUCCACCGCCCCAGACCCAACCACCGCAAGCGCACCGCACCACAUCGCCCCGACAACCGCCCUCCCGCUCGACAUCCACCCCCUCGUGCCCGGCGCCCUCGCCCACCUGAAGGGCACGCUGUCGAUCUACCGCCACACCAGGAUACAGCUGCAGCUCGAGCGGUGCGCCCUGCUGCGCGGCGGCGGCGGCGGCGUCAACGCCGAGAUGCGGUUUCUCGAGCAGCGGGAUCGGUUCCGCGUCGAGGUGCUGGAUGCGCCGUGGGUGCUGGCGGCGGAGGAGGUGGCGCGGCUGCGGCGCGAGGCGGAUGCGGAAGAGGAGCGCGGGGAGGCGGAGGUGGCGAGGUGGAGGCGGCGGGCGAGGCGGAGGGUCGAGAGGGAGGAGCGCGACGGCCGGAAAAUUUGGGAGAGGUGGGAGGUCGAGGAGGGGAGGCGGGAGAAGGAGGCGGCUGUCGUGCGGGAGGCCGGGGUGGAGUUGAUGCGGCUGCUGGGGAGGAGGGGGGUGAAGAGGGGAGUGGAGUUUCACAAUGGGGAUGGGGCUGGGGAUGGAUCCAGGAACCGACAGGGGGGUUGA
Aspergillus japonicus CBS 114.51 is the source of this 1208-nucleotide messenger RNA. RefSeq names its product OB-fold domain-containing protein. The transcript has 2 exons. NCBI's taxonomy places the organism in Eukaryota, Fungi, Ascomycota, Eurotiomycetes, Eurotiales, Aspergillaceae. The coding region runs from base 264 to 1208 and encodes 314 amino acids. The record is from RefSeq and is a predicted model, not a curated record.